Molecule: messenger RNA, 1606 nt
Organism: Hyposmocoma kahamanoa
Lineage: Eukaryota; Metazoa; Arthropoda; Insecta; Lepidoptera; Cosmopterigidae
Gene: tll
Product: nuclear receptor subfamily 2 group E member 1
Exons: 3
Biological process (GO): positive regulation of transcription by RNA polymerase II; anatomical structure development; cell differentiation
Molecular function (GO): zinc ion binding; RNA polymerase II cis-regulatory region sequence-specific DNA binding; nuclear receptor activity
Source: RefSeq, a predicted model, not a curated record
UCGUUCGGGCAACUUUCAACUUUAUAUCAAUUAAAAAUACGCGAUAUGUCUCCUCAGGUCGCAUCCUCUACGACGUACCAUGUACAGUAUGCAGUGAUCAUUCUUCCGGCAAGCACUAUGGCGUGUUCGCGUGUGACGGCUGCGCAGGUUUCUUCAAACGUUCAGUGCGCCGCAACCGCCGGUACGCAUGCACCGCGCGAAGCCCCGGUGCUUGCCUCGUUGACAAAGCGCAUCGUAACCAGUGCCGUGCGUGUCGACUCGCCAAAUGCCUGGACGCUGGCAUGAACAAAGACGCGGUUCAAGAUGAGAGAGGCCCGAGAAACUCAACUAUGCGUCGACAAAUGGCUUUGCUUCUGAAAGAUCCAGUUCCUUCGUCAGAGAUCAGACUUCAUCCGGCUUUGGAUCUAGCUCUGCCCAAACAUAAUUUAGUACCUGCGCCGCCCUUAACAUUAUUUCAUAGUCCGUAUCCUUACAGACUCAAUCUCAUGACGCCUUCUGUGGCACCUUGUGACUUUAAAAUUCCGUCUCCUCCGCCCAUAAUUCCCUCGCUUCUGACUCCGUCUGAUCCCGAAGCGAUAUGUGAAUCUGCUGCACGACUCCUCUUUAUGAAUGUGAAAUGGGCCAAGAAUGUACCAGCAUUCACUUCGCUGUCCCUUUCGGACAGAUUUAUAUUAUUGGAAGAAUCGUGGAGAGACCUCUUCGUUAUUGGUUCAGCGCAGUUUUUAUAUCCACUAGAUUUAAGGGUAUUGGUCGAUGGAACGAAUCCCAGAAUAGAUUUCAAAGAAAUAGAAAUGUUUGAGAGUGUGUUAACGGAGUUCGCAAAAGUUCGCCCAGAUUACAGCGAGUACACUUGUCUGCGAACCAUUGCUUUGUUUAAGACUAAUUUCGGUGAGACGAGCGGAGGUUGUAGUCCGAGCCAGGCAGAAUUAAAAAAACUGCAAGAUCUACCAGCGGUGGCGGCAUUACAGGACCAUUCACUGGCUGUUUUAAAUGAGUAUUCAGUUCGGUCGUACCCUCUAGUGGCGUCUCGGGCGGGUCAGUUACUGCAGCUGCUGAAUGCCGCGCGGCGGGUACCCGGCAACGCCGUCGUCGAACUGUUCUUCCGAACCACCAUCGGUGAAAUCCCUAUCGAACGCAUCAUUUGUGACAUGUACCGCACUGGCAAGGAUCCUGUGUAAAUCCUUUGUCACUGUAACAUAGUGUUCCCCAAUUAGUGGUAUCUAUUAUUCCUACUCUAGUACAUGAUAACAACGUGUUUAAUAUGUGUAAUGAUCUCUUGCCUAAAACGUCCCCAUUCGUUUAUAACGUAAAGCACUUUUAAAGUAAGUAAAUCCAGUACUUAAUUCGUAAGUCCUUGUAACUUUAGUAGGCGUAAAUUCUAUAUUUAUAAUAGAAACAAAAUGUCAUACCUGCAUAUUUGUAUCUGUACUAGUUUAUGUCGAAGAGAACGCGACGCGGUGAAAAUCCGUUCGAAUUUUAUCAUGCGAGCUGUAAGGUUUAAGUAGUUAAAAGCUGUUUUUGUUUUCACCGCAAAACGCUAUAUAUCAUUACUUUUUUUUAUUACUGCUGUGAUAUUCUGUAGCUGUAUUUCGAAAUUAAAUGAUAG